Molecule: messenger RNA, 3276 nt
Organism: Tribolium madens (black flour beetle)
Lineage: Eukaryota; Metazoa; Arthropoda; Insecta; Coleoptera; Tenebrionidae
Product: dual specificity testis-specific protein kinase 2
Exons: 4
Coding region: 502-2460 (652 amino acids)
Biological process (GO): protein phosphorylation; actin cytoskeleton organization
Cellular component (GO): cytoplasm; nucleus
Molecular function (GO): ATP binding; protein serine/threonine kinase activity
Source: RefSeq, a predicted model, not a curated record
GACGAUAUUUUUCACAAUAUGGCAGCUAUGUACACUAGAUGAACGGGUGAAAGCUUGCACUGUCAUUACAAACUUUUUAUUUACGUGUGAAACUUGAAAUUGGAAGCUCGGCUUUAGUAAAGGAUAAUUUCAGUGCCUAAAAGUGAGGUGUCUUGUGUUAAAUGAAGUGACGCGGACGUUUUUCAACGGAGUGUGAAGUGUACCUACUAUUUAUGAUAACCUGCAGCAGUGCACACAAAUUCUAAAUUUAAUUAUAAAACCUGCAUAAAUCCGUUUGCGUUGAUAUUUACCUAUAAAAGUUAUGUCAAAUGAUCUUUCGGCCGUUUUGACUGUCAGUUGCAAUGUUGGACAUUCACCUGACAAGGUGUUCAAAGGUUUCCAGUGAACUUAUAAAAUAUUAAAAAUUAUGUGUGAUUUUAAUAAGACUUCAAGAGUGGCCCACCUAAGUCGUACAGAAACAUGUACGAUAUUGGUUAAUAUCACAUAGGACCUCAUUCUGUUAUGAUGCACUCGAGCAACAAAAAUGAGCCCCGUAACGCUAAAAUUUCGUGUAUAUACGACACCCCGUGCGACCCUAGGGCUACCGAUUAUGAAAAGUUGUACUGCCCCAAUAACGAACUGUCGGAGCCCCCCAGGACCCGCUGUGAUAGACUCAAAACUGGAUCUUCCUGCGAGGCUUUGAAGCAUGCGGUGGCAUCCCUUCAUCGGCUCGAUGACUUCCACAAGGAAAAAAUCGGCUCGGGGUUUUUCUCGGAGGUUUUCAAGGUGACCCACCGCGUAACCGGGCAAGUGAUGGUGUUGAAGAUGAACUUGCUGCGUUCGAAUCGCCGUAACAUGUUGAAGGAGGUCCAACUGAUGAAUAAAUUAUCCCAUCCGAAUAUCCUAAAUUUGAUGGGUGUAUGCGUGCACGAAGGUCAAUUACAUGCCCUCACCGAAUACAUCAAUGGUGGUUCAUUAGAGCAACUCAUACAAAAUAGAAACAUCGAUUUACCGCAACCAACAAGGGUAUCGCUAGCCAGGGAUAUAUCAUACGGCAUGAGCUAUCUUCAUUCCAAGGACGUAUUUCACAGGGACUUAACAAGUAAAAAUGUCCUUAUAAAGCGCUUGGAAUCAGGCGAGUUGCAGGCCGUGGUCGGCGACUUCGGCUUGGCAGCGUCGAUCCCUGAUGGCAAAACGAAGCUGUGUACCGUCGGAUCCCCUUAUUGGAUGUCUCCCGAGUGCCUGAAGGGUCAAUAUUACGACCAACAAAGUGAUGUAUUUAGUUACGGAAUAGUGUUAUGCGAAUUGAUAGCACGCGUCGAAGCUGAUCCCGAUCAGUUGCCCAGAACUGACAAUUUCGGUCUCGAUUAUUUAGCGUUUACCGAAAUGUGUGGGCAGAACGUUGUACCUGAAUUUUUAAAUUUGGCAUUUCGAUGCUGCACUAUCGAUCCAAAAAGUCGGCCGACAUUCAACGCAAUCAUCCAAAUAUUAACCGAAAUCUUGGGCGAUCUACAGCAUACAUCUGAUCGAGAGCAAGCCAAGUUGGCGAGUUGUGCCGCCAAAAGCGAGGAACAACUUCCUGUACUUUUAGUACAAUCAUCGGCACCACAACAUAGGAAAAUUGUUCAUCGGCGAUCGUUGUCCGAAGAUGUGUCCAUGUUGUCGCUAACGAUGCAUGCGACACCUAGCGAGAAAGCUCGUCGCCACGCUUUGACGAUGUGUCGCCAAGACCCACACUACAAACCUCGUACGAGCAAUCCAUUUGCGGCUUUGGCUCAAUUCCGCGGUGUUAAAAAGUUCCUCGGCAACUUUUCGUCUUGUUGCGAGUUGCCAUCGCCUUUCAUCGAGUCCACCGAAUCACCAAAGUCGCUCCCAGGUUCGCCAACGGCUUCACGUAAAGCAACGACAUCGCGAUCGCCUCUUUUCGUACAUCCGUUCUUCAAAGGCGGUUCCAGUACAAAUUUACUGGAGUUGGGAAACGCCGAAGGCACGAGCACGACUUUGAGGAGACGCGGCUCGUGCGAAUCGGGGUUUUACUCCAGUGUGGGCGAAUGUCUCUCUCCGAGUAGUUUAUGGGAUAGCGGAACUGCGGUCAGUUCUUUGAGGUCUCUCGACGAGUUAGAACCGGCCGAGUUGCAGGCGUUAUGCAAGAGGGCGUCGUCGAUUUGUACAGAUAGCAGCGAGGAUAUUUCGAGUUUGACUGGCUCCGAAUGGACGCAGGAUUUGAAGCCAAAAAAUAUCUCGUAUAUGGUCGACUACUUCGAGAGAAAGGGUACGAAUUUGAGGCAUCCUGGAGGGGUUAGAGGGGGGUUGCAGCUUAGUUCCAGGAUAGCAGCUUUACGAAAAUCGUUGGAAAAGCAAGGGGCUUCUGGUGCUGUUAAUUCUAAUUCGCAUGUGACGCCGCAGAGGCAUAAGUAUAACCGGAUUGUUGUCUGUGAAGGUGCAGUUAGGUCAAAGUUGCCCCUUUUUGAUAAAAAGUAGGCCAGUCUUCCUUCGUUUUUUUCUUCUCUAGUCAGAUUGUAAUUGAAAAUUGUUACAUGAUUUGAGGCCUAAGUGAAAUAUUAUAUGAUAUUUGAAAAGAAGUCUAUUUUUCACUUUGUAUAUAAUUUAGGACUAUGAUGAACGUUGUUCUCAGAUUAUUGCGAGCGUCCUUGUUGGUUCACAGUUGUAGAUAAUGUGUUUUUGUGUCCAUAUUUGAUGGGCUGUUUAUGUUGCAUGUGACCUUAAAAUUAUUUUGUUUCCAGUUUUGAAUAAAGGUUCCAUGGCAAAUCAGAUAAACGGCCUAUAUUAGGUCAGUUUAUUAAAGUUGUGUGAGAAUUAAGCUUAAUUUUUGCAUUUAUGUUAUUUUGGACAUUUUUUAGAAAGUAAAAUUGUGUUUUAAAUAAAUUCCACUUCUGUUACUAUUUGAAUUAACUAUUUUCAAAAUCGGCUAAAUAUUUGAUUAGUGUGAAAAAGUGAUUAGCAUAUAAGACUGAAAAAAUUACGUCACUUACUAAUUUUGUGUACUAAAUAUUUGUUUUGUUUAGCUGGUUUUGAUUUAGUUAACACUUGUGUGAACCAAAUGCCAAAUGUAUAACCGACAUAUCCAAGUUUUGGUUGCAAUAAUAUAAAAAUGUGAUGACCGUCCAUCAGAAAAGUAUUUGAAGAUUAUACCAAUUAUGUUACUCUUUGUAUUUAUGAAAUAUUUAGUGAGCAAGUAUUACUCUUUUUAACGGUCUGUUUGUAUAUCUUCCAUAUUGUCUUGUCAAUAAUACAUAUAUAAUUGUUUAGUAAAAUAAAAUAAAUUUUUCAUAUAUA